AUGGGAUCAGAAAAUAAAGUGGAGCUUCCAGUUAUCAACUUCUCCAUUCAAGACUUGGAAUUGAAUGAAGCAAAGUGGGAAUCAGUGAAAUACCAAGUCCACAAAGCACUUGUAGAAUAUGGUUGCUUUGAGGCCAUGUUUGAUAAAGUCCCUUUGGACCUCCUCAAAGCCAUUUUUGUAGAACAGGAAGAGCUUUUCAAUCUUCCUUUACAAACCAAGCAACGUUUGGUGCAUGGUAAUAGGCCCUACCAUGGUUAUCUUGGGCCUCAUCAACUCUAUGAGAGUUUGGGAAUUGAGGAUGCAGAUGUUUAUGAGAACGUGGAAAGUUCACUCAAAAUCUUAUGGCCAGAAGGAAAACCAAAUUUCAGCAACAAUAUACAAUCCUUCACAGAGCAAGUGACAAGGUUGGAUCAGAUUAUUAGGAAGAUGUUUCUGGAGAGUUUAGGUGUUGAAAAAUAUUUGGACCAACACAUGGACUCAACACAUUACCUGACACGGCUUAUCAAGUACAAAGGCCCUCAAACUAAUGAAGCAAAAGUUGGCAUAUUAGAGCACACAGAUAAGAACACAUUUACCAUAUUGUGUCAAAAUCAAAUUGACGGUUUAGAGUUACAGACUAAAAGUGGAGAGUGGAUCAAAUACAAGCCCUCAUCAUCAAAUAGCUUCGUGGUUGUUGCUGGGGACGCCCUUCAUGCAUGGACAAAUGGCAAAGUGCAUGCACCCAUUCACCGAGUGAUGAUGAUUGGAAAUGAAACAAGGUUCUCUCUUGGAGUGUUCACAGUUCCAAAACAAGGGGUCAUAAUAGAAGCCCCAGAAGAGCUUGUGACAGAGGAGCAUCCUUUGCUUUUUAAGCCCUAUGUCCACAGUGAGUUCAUGGAGUUUCUUCGUUCUUCUGAGGGUGUUAAAAAUGCUCUGAAGGUUUAUUGUGGAGUCUGA
This is a messenger RNA of Abrus precatorius (Indian licorice), 936 nucleotides long. RefSeq names its product probable 2-oxoglutarate-dependent dioxygenase AOP1. The record is from RefSeq and is a predicted model, not a curated record. Gene Ontology annotation, molecular function: dioxygenase activity. NCBI's taxonomy places the organism in Eukaryota, Viridiplantae, Streptophyta, Magnoliopsida, Fabales, Fabaceae. The transcript is spliced from 3 exons. The coding region runs from base 1 to 936 and encodes 311 amino acids.